Messenger RNA from Labeo rohita (rohu), 1863 nucleotides. RefSeq names its product galectin-9. Gene Ontology annotation, biological process: positive regulation of gene expression; negative regulation of CD4-positive, alpha-beta T cell proliferation; negative regulation of type II interferon production. Gene Ontology annotation, cellular component: cytosol; nucleus. Gene Ontology annotation, molecular function: carbohydrate binding; galactoside binding. NCBI's taxonomy places the organism in Eukaryota, Metazoa, Chordata, Actinopteri, Cypriniformes, Cyprinidae. The record is from RefSeq and is a predicted model, not a curated record. Bases 92 to 955 code for a protein of 287 amino acids. The transcript is spliced from 8 exons.
AAAACCUGUAACUGGAGCUUGAGUCAUCUAUAGACUCAUGCUGGAGUCUUGAAUACAAGAUAAAUUAUACGUACUGUACAAAUCUGUCAAAAUGGCUCUGCAUCAGCAACUGCCAUUUUUCAACCCGAAUAUCCCGUUCACUACUGCGAUCCAGGGAGGAUUGCUGGAAGGAAUGAGUAUUACUCUAUGUGGACGACUUUUGCCAGAUGCGGACAGAUUCAACAUAGACCUCUGUUAUGGGUCUGAUGUUGUUUUGCAUGUUAACCCUCGCUAUGAAGGAGGAACUGGGUACGUCGUGAACAACACCUUCAGCAAAGGUGUCUGGGGUGAGGAAGAACGCAAGUAUGAAACUCCCUUCCCGAGAGGCCAGGUGUUUACUCUGCAGAUCCUUGUCACCCAGGCCUCAUACAAGAUAAGCACCAAUGGGAAACCCUUCUCAGAGUACAAGCACCGUAUUCCAUUCUCAUGGGUGGACAAAGUCGAAGUGGUGGGAAAGGCAGAACUGAGUUUAGUUGCCUUUCAAUAUCCUUCACCCCUUUAUACUGCAGCUCCAGGAUCUUUUAUGGUCCCGUAUAAAAGCAUCAUCUAUGGUGGACUACAACCUGGCAAAGUCAUCAUCAUUCAAGGAGUCAUCAGCCCACAAGCAAAAAGUGUAGUCGUUUGUCUACGGUACAAAUCUGGAAUUGCAUUUGACAUGCAUCUUCAUUUUGAUUUGAAUGUGGUUGUUUAUAAAACUUAUAUAGAUGGAAAGUGGGGUAAUGAGGAACAAUCUGAGCUCACGCUGUUUAAAACAGGGGAACCACUGCAGGUCACCAUUUUCUGCAGUCGUGAUACUUAUGAGGUGUUCGUUAAUGGUGAAAAAACCCACACUUUCAACCAUCACUACAGUUAUCUGGAGCAGAUUGAUGUUUUGGACAUUCGUGGAGAUGUGCACUUGACCUUUGUGCAGCCCUAAUAAGGAAAUUACACAGAUCUAUGAGAAAUACAUGGUCAAAUCCUGCAGUAAUCUAUGUACACUUAUAUGCAAAGAUGUUUGCUUACCCGCACAUUAAUCUGAUACCCAUGUGAUACCCAUUGCUGCUAUUUGUGUAAAUGUUUCUACAAAUACGUGACUGCCUACAUAAAAUAUGCUUGCAAACACAUUUUGUUAGAUUUGCUUGAACAAUUGAACAUUUUUGAGAAACAACAGAGAUAAUAUGUAAUCUAUUUACACUCAUGUGCAGCCCAAAAGGAGAGGACACAUUACACACUCCUAAAAUAAAGGUUGUUUAUUGGCACUGAUGGUUCCAUAAAGAACCUUGAACAUCCAUGGAACCUUUCAAAUGCAGAAAAGGUUCUUUAUAGAUUUUUUAAAUGUUCUUCAAAAUGGUUGAGAACUUUUGACUGAAGGCUUCUUUGGGGAAACAAAAAUGGUUCUUCUAUGGCAUCACUGCAAAAACACCAUUUUGGAAUGUUUAUUUUAAAGAGUGUAUUGGGUACAACAAUACUUUAAUAACAAUUUUGUAAUUUUUGUUUGUGUGAGUAGGUCAUAAGGUGUGUUUACCAUUUUACAGAAAGUAAAGACUUUGAAUUAAUCAUUAAAUAUUUUCAUUCAACAUACAGACAUUUUCAUUUCCAAGAAUUUUGGUCUUCCUAUAUGUACCAGGACUAUGUGGAACAGUUCAUAACUGAAGUCAAUCAAAGUCUAUUUCAUCUAAAUUUAAUGAUUUAAGAGAAAUUAUUCUAAAGCACAAGAUAAAUAAAUAAGUAAAUAAAAAUUAAAACAAAUUAUAUAAAGAAAUCCUUUCUUGCUUGCUUAAGUUUUGUUGUUGUGUUAAUGGGUCAUUCAUCAGUGAACAUAUGCAAACAAAACAGAAAUUAUGU